UACAAAUGUCAGAUAAAGCACAGACGUUGAAACGAAAGAAUUUUUGUGGUGUUCACGGGUCGAAAAACUGAAAAUUUCUUGUGAAAACUAAUAACUUUUUGGAUUACAAACCGAAGUAAUAUUAUUAACAUAAUUAAAAUUGAAAAAAGUGCUUGACGAAGGUGAGAAGUGUAUGUUUUUCGGUAAAAGUGUUGCGUGAAGUUUUAUUUGAAAAGUUUCUGCUUAUUAUCAAAUGUUAAAAGCAAAGAGCCUUUCACAUUUUAAAUAGUUAAUAGAAGAAAAAAAAAACACAAAGAAAAGGCCCUAAAAAGCCUAAAAUAUUAAACAGCAUUAAGUAAUAAUCUCUAUAAAUUAUUAUCGCCUGUAGUGUAAUAAAUUGAGAUUUGCUACAAAAUACAAGGAAAAAUUGAUGUGUUGUUUUCUGUUUACUGGCAGCGGUGGUGGCCAGACGACGGUGCUCAACAGCUGAAUUGUGGAUUGCUUGAGGUUUUUUUUGCCGACAAACAAGCGUAUAGAAAUAAAUAUAAGCGAGUGCAAAAAAUUUGUGUCAACUGCACAAUAAAUAUACGUAAUAAAUUUAACGUGGUAAUAGUACGUAAUUGCAACAACAACAACAACAACGACAACAACAAUAUAUAAAAGUAAAUAGUAAAGCGCUAAUAGCAGUUGGCGCAAUUAGCACGUAAAUUGUGACAAAAAUUUUUGGCAGUGUUUCAACCCGAACGUAUUUGGUUUUGUUGUUAUUAUUACAUUACAUUGUUGUUGCUGUUAAAAGCCUCAAUUCACUUACACUUCCAUACGUACGGUGUUUUGUGGAGAAGAGAGUGCGCGCAGUGUAGUGAGUGCGUCGUAAUUGCUGCACGCACAAGUGCUAAAGUGCUAAAAUAGAGUUAGUGUCGGACGUUAAUGGCCGAUGGAAAUGUUAUGUCAGCAGCUUCCAUAGGGCAUGCAGCUGCUGACUACUAUACAGUAGCGCCAGCAACAGCGACAGUGUCAUCAACACCAACACCAAUACCAACAGCAAUAGCAACAGCAACGCAAGCAGCCAGCAUGGCUGGUAAUGCCGGUGUAGGUGGCGUCAUGCAGACCAGUAGUGGCGUUACCGUUUCAACAGUGGGCAGCAGUAUUAACAAUGGCAGUAGUAGCGGUGGCAAUAUGGGUGGUAGCAAUAUUAAUUUGAAUGCGCCCACAAUGGCGACUGGGACAGCUGUUGCGGUGGCAGCGGGCACAACAACGACUUGCGGCAGCAUGGGCAACAAUCAAGGUUAUCACCAGUUGAGUGUCACGAUUGAAGAAGCUUCACUGCGCAACAAUGGGUUUCUAAAGCCUAAUCCAUAUGUGGAAUUAGUAAUCGAUAAUAAAAGUAAACGUAAAACUGAUGUGGUGAAGAAUACUUAUCUACCGAAAUGGAAUGAGGAAUUCACAGUGCUGGUAACCCCAAACUCCGUGUUACACAUCAAAGUGCUCGAUCACUCAAGCUUUCGGAAAGACACGCUACUCGGCGAGCGCAUUAUCAAUUUGGCGCAUGUGCUGCAACAAUUAAAUGGACGUUUCGAGUAUCUUGAGCUCACGAUGGAUUUGCUGGCUACCUCCAAAUCAGAUAAUCGGCAAACGAAAAUUGGCGAGCUCGUCGCAGUGCUAAACGGACUCAAGCUGGACAUGCCGAACGGCGUGCAGCAGCAAAACGGCAAUGGCAUGCAAAUGCUGCCGCCAACGAUCGGUGGCGACGGCACGAUAUUCACGCCCGCGGCGGGCGUACGUGGACGCAUACGCAUGCGCAAUGCGGAGAAUGGCGCGCUUAACGCUCAAACAGCGGCGGGUGCGGGUGGUAGUAGCAAUGUGGCGCACUUGACGGUCGGUGGUGGUUCGCGCUCACCCGUUGCGAAUGGCAAUCUGGAGCGCUGCGGUAGUGGUGGCAAUGUACCGAGUGGAGCUGUGCGGCGUGCUGCGCCACCGCUGCCGCCACCCGUUUGGGAACAACAACAGCCAAUGCCACAAACGCAACAACAGCAACAGCAUGUUGCACUACAACAACAGCAAAUGCAGGUGCAACAGCAGCAACAACAACAGCAAACACAAAUGCAAGUACAACGCAUGCCAUCGAUGAAUGGCGGCGGCGGCGCAGUGGCGGUGAACGCGGCCGGUGUGCAAGUGCGUCCCAUGUCGCAAAUGUAUGCGAAUGGCGGUGGCGGCGCUACCAGUAUGUCGCCGUUAGCGCUGCCGUCACAACCACAACAACCGCAAACUCAACAGCAAUUGAUGGAUAGCGCGCUGUUAAGCGCGGCUGGCGAUCAGGGCGCGCUGUUGACGCAAGGCGCAAUGCCCGUCUCCAAUGUGGCCGAUCAACAGUUGCAGGCCGCUCAGGCGGACGAUGAGCCGCUGCCAGCCGGUUGGGAGAUACGCUUCGAUCAAUAUGGUCGCCGUUAUUACGUCGAUCACAAUACGCGUUCCACAUAUUGGGAAAAACCGACGCCGCUACCGCCCGGUUGGGAGAUACGCAAAGAUCCACGCGGACGCGUCUACUAUGUGGAUCACAAUACGCGCACAACAACCUGGCAGCGACCGAACAGCGAACGGCUCAUGCAUUUCCAGCAUUGGCAGGGACAGCGUGCGCAUGUGGUGGCGCAGGGCAAUCAGCGUUUCCUUUACUCACAACAGCAACAACAACCGACAGCGGUUACAGCGACUGUGACGCAAGACGAUGAGGAUGCACUGGGUCCGCUACCCGAUGGCUGGGAGAAGAAGGUGCAAUCAGAUAAUCGCGUGUACUUUGUGAAUCACAAGAACCGCACCACACAGUGGGAGGAUCCGCGCACGCAAGGUCAAGAGGUCAGUCUGAUGAAUGAGGGUCCAUUACCACCCGGCUGGGAGAUACGCUACACCACAACCGGUGAGCGCUUCUUUGUCGAUCACAAUACGCGUCGCACGACAUUCGAAGAUCCGCGUCCGGGCGCGCCCAAAGGCGCUAAGGGUGUUUACGGUGUGCCGCGCGCUUAUGAGCGCUCCUUCCGCUGGAAGCUCUCACAAUUCCGUUACCUGUGCCAGAGCAAUGCAUUGCCGUCGCACAUUAAGAUAACGGUGACGCGUCAAACGCUCUUCGAAGAUUCAUACCACCAGAUAAUGCGUUUGCCCGCCUACGAACUGCGUCGCCGCCUCUAUAUUAUAUUCCGCGGCGAGGAGGGUCUCGACUAUGGUGGCGUGUCGCGUGAAUGGUUCUUUUUGCUCUCACACGAAGUGCUCAAUCCCAUGUAUUGUCUCUUCGAGUAUGCCAACAAGAAUAACUACAGUCUACAAAUCAAUCCGGCCUCGUAUGUGAAUCCCGAUCACUUGCAAUAUUUCAAAUUUAUUGGUCGCUUCAUUGCGAUGGCGCUGUAUCAUGGUCGCUUCAUUUACUCCGGUUUUACGAUGCCUUUCUACAAGCGUAUGCUGAAUAAGAAAUUGACCAUAAAAGACAUUGAGACCAUCGAUCCGGAGUUUUAUAACUCUUUGAUUUGGGUGCGUGAUAAUAAUAUUGACGAGUGUGGCCUGGAGUUGUGGUUCAGCGUGGACUUUGAGGUGCUCGGCCAGAUAAUACACCAUGAAUUGAAGGAGAAUGGUGAAAAAGAACGUGUCACCGAAGAAAAUAAGGAGGAAUACAUAACCCUCAUGACGGAAUGGCGCAUGACGAGAGGUAUCGAACAGCAAACGAAAACGUUCCUGGAAGGCUUCAACGAAGUCGUGCCGCUCGAGUGGCUCAAAUAUUUCGAUGAACGCGAACUGGAGCUCAUACUGUGCGGCAUGCAGGAUGUGGAUGUGGACGAUUGGCAGCGCAAUACAAUCUAUAGGCAUUACAAUCGCAAUUCCAAGCAGGUCAUGUGGUUCUGGCAGUUCGUGCGCGAUACGGAUAAUGAGAAGCGCGCGCGUCUGCUGCAAUUCGUCACCGGCACGUGUCGUGUACCAGUCGGUGGCUUCGCGGAACUUAUGGGCUCCAAUGGACCGCAACGUUUCUGCAUUGAGAAGGUCGGUAAGGAGACGUGGCUGCCGCGUUCGCAUACCUGCUUCAAUCGGCUGGACUUGCCGCCCUACAAGAGCUACGAUCAGCUGGUGGAGAAGUUGACAUUUGCCAUUGAAGAGACUGAGGGCUUCUGCCAAGAGUAGAAGGUUAAAGAAGAGUGAGGAGACAACGGCGGAGUAAAUUUAUUUAAACAUAAUUGUUAUGCAACGAAAUGCGCCCGAUGUCAUUUGUUGGAGUUUCAUUUUGUCAUGUACAUACAUACAAACACACAUACACAUAGGUGACCUUGCUCUUGUGUGUGUGUGUAACAACAAAUCUGUGGUGAUUUUUUUUUCUGUUUUGUAUUCUAUAUAUAUAUUU
Molecule: messenger RNA, 4354 nt
Organism: Zeugodacus cucurbitae (melon fly)
Lineage: Eukaryota; Metazoa; Arthropoda; Insecta; Diptera; Tephritidae
Gene: Su(dx)
Product: E3 ubiquitin-protein ligase Su(dx)
Exons: 8
Coding region: 907-4137 (1076 amino acids)
Molecular function (GO): protein binding; ubiquitin-protein transferase activity
Source: RefSeq, a predicted model, not a curated record